AAGAUCUGAAAAUAAAUCAGAAGUCGAAUAUAACGUUUCCGACACAAAGCAAUUUCGAAUCUGACAUUGGACAAUGUCGCGUACAUUAGUUUUUACCUAUAGAAAUUUAUGUAGCCUAUCGCGCGCGCGAAAACAACUUUACACGCGUUACAUGUUCAGUUACACACGUGUUAGACACACACAACACGGAACGUUCACGUUUCACGGAAAUCAAAAUUUAUCCCGUAGUGAUCUGUAAUUAGUGUAUUACGUUUGGAUUGACGACAAAUCUAUCUACCUAUCUAUUUAUGUUUCGAAUUAAUAUUUUGAAAUUUCCUGUAAUAAUGUUUAAUUAUAUGAAGUGGUAUGGUGACAAGCUUGUCCAGAACUCGACACUUCAUCCUGCAGGAGAACGCUCAGAAAGACUUAGCAGACUUAGACGGGAACGACAGGAGACAAUGAAACGUAUAAAAGGAUGCUUUCGGAAACCAUUGAGAUGGUCAUAUAUACACGUACAUUCACGGAAGCAGGAGCCAUUUAAUGUGAUUAAUGAGUAUUAUGAUAAAUACUCGGACAUAAUAAGAGACUGUUUGAAUGAAUUGUCAGCCAAAAUCAAGAAGGAUCAAAGUAUGGCAUCAAGGUCCAACAUUAUAGCUUUUGCAACAUCUUACUAUAAUCUAGGUAUAAUAUACAAGGAAGGAAAGUGUUCAAACUUGUCUCGAAAAUUGUUCCUAAGAUGUUACAAAUUAUUAAAAGAAAAAAGGUUGAACCGCAGAGCCAUUUUGAUAGCUGUUAAGACGUUAAUAGUAUUAAGCGAAAUAGCAAAAGAAGAAAAAGAAACAGAAGAAGAAUGGCGAUGGUUAAAUGCUGGUAUCAAUUUAUGUUUACGAUAUAUUGAACGUGAUAAUUUGCAGGAACCAAUUUGCGUCGAACUUGCUGAUGCUUACGUCAAAAUUGAAAAGCAACAAGAUAUGAAAAUAAUAUUAAUGUCGUUAUAUGCGAGUAUGAUAGAUCGUAUGAAAAUGUUAUAUUAUGAGAAGACGGAAUAUAGAGAUAAAGGUAUGAAUAUCGUUCAUAAGUUUUUAAACAAGCGAGCAAGAGUGAUUCAGUCUCUGAAUGAACGAUGUGAGUGGUCUAGCUCAGUGAUUGUAACGAGUUUACGUCUUUUAACAAAUCAACGCUUUACUGAAGCCAGAGAUUGUCUCGCUGCAGCAAAAUAUAUGAUGGAAUUGGUGGAGAGAGAUCCGUCACUUCACACUAUUAAUAAUAUCGUCACGGAGCUAAAAGCAAGGCUUGCUGAUGCAUGGCAUACAUAUGCAGUCCAGAUUUUGAAGGUGUCUUAUCACCAAGAAACAAGAGGAAGAAAACAAAACAAAAGUCCUGUCCUAAAUCAAGAGGAACCUACAAACUUACUAUUAUUUACAUCAUUGGCAGAAGACUUAGUAGAUAUUAGUAACAGAAUUACCGAUUCAUGUGUAUCAGAUGUAAACGAGGCGCAAAUAGUUUUUCGGUAUGCAGCAAAAUAAUAUGAAGUGGCUAGUACAUAUUUCGCUAGUACAGGCAACGAUACCGCACGUCUCCAUGCAGUAUUUAAAUUUGUUUCAUCAAUUGCAUUCUUUGCAUCUUUAACGACUGAUAUAAACAGACAAAAAUCAAAACAUGAGAAACGAAGGAACUUAUUAUAUAAAAUUGUCGCAGAAUACAGAGAGAAGACGGAAUACGCACCAGAACUUGUAUCCUAUCUUGUAGACAUUUUGAAAUUGUGGAUGAAUGGGUAUGACACUUUUACUUUUAUGAUACAAGGGACUCCUACAUAUUAUAAAUUAUGUUCUAGUUUAGAGGAGGAAUAUCAAUAUAUUUCCGACAUGCUGCAGUAUUACACUCUAUAUUAUGAAAAUACAAUAUAAGCUAUAUAUAUAUAUAAAUAUAAAUUAUAGGUUUUAUUAUAACAAUAUAAAUUAUAGCAAUAUAUUAUAUCAAAUAGGACGUAGAGUUAGAUGAACCCCGCCAGAAGCUUGCAAAGUAUAAAAGUUGACGCCAAUGACUUUAAUGAAUUAGUAGAACUAUUAUAUAUUGAUAUUCACGAAAUUGGACAGCGAAAUUGUUUUCGUUUUGACAGUGCAUUAUUUUCAUCUUAUAGCUGCUUAUCGCAUUCUUUCAUAUAUUUCAUAUAAUAAUGGACGAUGGCAGUAAACACUUAAAAUUUCUAUUUGCGGAAAUGGAAGCGAUGUGCAGAAAUAUGCGAGAAGUACUUUAGAUUAUUAUAAAAUAUAUUUAGAUAUGUGUUUUAUCAGAUCAAAUGAACAAACUAGGACAAUUAAUUUGAGACAUGAUUCAUUUCUCAAUAAUGCGAUUGAAUCAGUGCUUAUUAUAAGUAAAGGACGAUAUCUUACAAAUCGCACAUUCUGUAUCCCAUUACUUUGGCAUAGAAGCAUAUGCAGCAAGAUUUUUUGAUAAUAAAAUAAUAUAUAACAUAAUUAUAACAUAAUUAUAAUAAAAUAAUAUAUAACAUAAUUAUAUAACAUUAUAUAUUAUAUAACAUAUAGAAUGUACAGUAUAAUUGUAUAUAAUAUAUUAUUUAGAAUGAAUGAAAACAUUCAUAAAAUGUUUUGCGGAAAAAAA
Molecule: messenger RNA, 2601 nt
Organism: Ooceraea biroi (clonal raider ant)
Lineage: Eukaryota; Metazoa; Arthropoda; Insecta; Hymenoptera; Formicidae
Source: RefSeq, a predicted model, not a curated record